GUUUUACUUAAAAAACUUUUAUUCUUCUAAUAGUUUAUCCCGCUUGGGUUUACCUUUAGUUGUAGAAAAUGCUUCUUUAGGUUUUCUUACUUUAAAGAAAAAUACGUUUGGGGCUUUCUUUAAAGUGGAUAAUGAAUUAAACGUUAUACUCCGCCGUAAAAUAGCCGUUUGGCUGUUGUGCACUGCUUCUUUGGUUGCUGGUGCAGUAACUAUCGGAGGCAUUACUCGAUUAACAGAAUCAGGCCUUUCUAUGGUUAACUGGCAUCCCGUUUAUGGUAUCCGCCCCCCGUUUUCCGAAAAAGAGUGGGAAGAAGAAUUUAACGAGUACAAAAAGUAUCCGGAAUAUAAAUACGUUCAUCAGCAUCUAACUUUAAACGAUUUUAAAAAGAUUUUUAUUUGGGAGUAUCUCCACCGAAUUUGGGGAAGAGCAAUCGGAAUUGCGUUUGUGGUUCCAGCCGUUUACUACUGUUGUAAAGGAUAUCUAAAUUUUCAAUUGAAAUUAUUUUCUUUGGGCAUAUCCUCUUUGAUUGGAUUUCAGGGUUUUCUUGGUUGGUACAUGGUGAAAAGUGGACUUCAGGAUCCCAAUCUUUCCGAAUUUCCUUACUGCGUGCCACGCGUUAGUCAGUACCGACUUGCAGCUCAUCUGGGAUCUGCUUUCAUUAUAUAUGGACUGUUAUUACAUAAGGGACUCCAAUUGCUUCUUCCCUCUUUGAAUUUGGCGAACAAAACUAUUUCAAAGUUUCAGUUUUACAGUAAAUUAGCCAUGGGGCUCGUUUUUAUUACUGCAUUAUCUGGCGCUUUUGUUGCUGGAUUGGACGCUGGACUUCUUUAUAACACUUUUCCUAAAAUGGCUGACCAAUGGAUCCCUGCCGAAUUGCUCGCCUUUAAACCCACGUGGCGUAACUUUUUUGAAAACCCAACGACCGUCCAGUUUUCUCACAGAAUUCUCUACCGUCAAGAUGGUUGGGCUACCCCCACGUGCUAAAUUUCUUGCCAGUUUACUUUUUUUUAUUGGAGGAGUUCAGAUCUCGUUGGGAAUUUCAACUCUGUUGCUGCACGUGCCUAUUUCCCUUGCAACUGCCCAUCAAGGCGGAUCUUUGGCUCUACUAACC
This is a messenger RNA of Zophobas morio, 1112 nucleotides long. RefSeq names its product cytochrome c oxidase assembly protein COX15 homolog. The transcript is spliced from 15 exons. The record is from RefSeq and is a predicted model, not a curated record. Gene Ontology annotation, cellular component: mitochondrial inner membrane. Bases 251 to 985 code for a protein of 244 amino acids. Gene Ontology annotation, biological process: heme A biosynthetic process. NCBI's taxonomy places the organism in Eukaryota, Metazoa, Arthropoda, Insecta, Coleoptera, Tenebrionidae. Gene Ontology annotation, molecular function: oxidoreductase activity, acting on NAD(P)H, heme protein as acceptor.